This is a messenger RNA of Amyelois transitella, 3677 nucleotides long. RefSeq names its product synaptic vesicular amine transporter (gene Vmat). Gene Ontology annotation, molecular function: serotonin:sodium:chloride symporter activity. Gene Ontology annotation, cellular component: synaptic vesicle membrane; terminal bouton. The record is from RefSeq and is a predicted model, not a curated record. Lineage: Eukaryota; Metazoa; Arthropoda; Insecta; Lepidoptera; Pyralidae. Bases 117 to 1577 code for a protein of 486 amino acids. Gene Ontology annotation, biological process: aminergic neurotransmitter loading into synaptic vesicle; transmembrane transport. The transcript is spliced from 13 exons.
CGUUCUUUUAUUUGAAAGUCAGAGAAUAUUUUUUUAAUUAUUUUUUCUAUUGAAGAUGGACGGAGACCGUCGUGAAGAUUAGUAUUUAAGAGUACCCUCAAACCCCUUCUUCCACCAUGGGCGUGGCGAGCGACGGCUUCGGCAGCAGCUGGCGCGCCAAGAUCGACGCGUGCCGGGAGUCCAGGAAGUUGGUGCUGGUCAUCGUAGCCAUAGCUCUUCUACUGGACAACAUGCUUCUCACGACCGUCGUGCCAAUCAUCCCGGAGUUCCUGUACGACAUCCGGCACCCCGACGCCCCCCUCUCCCUGUCCCUGGACGAGAUCACGACCACCCCGCCGCCGCCGACGCCAUAUUGCCCCUGCCUGGAACGCAACACAACACUAGUGGUCGAGAACGUGACGCAUGUCAACAUAACAGCUGAGAAGGAAUACCGCCACAAGGAACUCAUCCAGGAGACAGUCGCUGUUGGCGUCAUGUUCGCGAGCAAAGCCAUCGUACAGUUACUAGCUAACCCCUUCGUCGGACCCCUCACCCAUAAAAUCGGCUACAGCAUUCCAAUGUUCACUGGAUUCAUUCUGAUGUUCCUUUCUACUCUCAUUUUUGCUUUUGGACGGUCAUAUGGAGUACUUUUCGUGGCUCGAGCCCUUCAAGGUAUAGGAUCGUCGUGUUCCUCUGUCUCCGGAAUGGGAAUGCUUGCUGAACGGUACCCUGAUGAUAAGGAACGUGGUAACGCCAUGGGCAUUGCUCUUGGGGGUCUGGCAUUGGGCGUGCUUAUCGGACCGCCAUUUGGGGGCCUCAUGUACGAGUUUGUCGGCAAAACCGCGCCGUUCUUGAUGCUGUCGGCGUUGGCUUUGGGCGACGGACUGUUGCAACUGAUGAUUCUACAACCUGGCGUGGUGAGGCAGGAGUCGGAGCCACCUUCGCUGAAAGACCUAGUAAUGGAUCCCUAUAUCAUUGUCGCUGCUGGUGCCAUAACCUUCGCAAACGUGGGUAUAGCUAUGCUGGAGCCAAGCCUUCCUAUCUGGAUGGCAGACACCAUGGAAGCCAGGCGGUGGCAGCAGGGCGUCGCAUUCCUCCCGGCCAGUAUAUGCUAUCUCAUUGGAACGAACCUUUUCGGACCGCUCGGACACAAGAUGGGUCGGUGGCUAGCAGCUUGUUCUGGUCUGGUCAUCAUUGGACUAUGUCUCAUUCUGAUCCCCAUGGCGCGAAAACUAGAACACCUGAUCAUCCCCAACGCUGGUCUUGGCUUCGCCAUAGGCAUGGUGGACUCUUCUAUGAUGCCGGAACUGGGUUUCCUGGUGGACAUCCGCCACGCUGCAGUCUAUGGAUCCGUUUAUGCUAUUGGCGAUACAGCGUUUUGUUUGGGAUAUGCUGUCGGACCCGCCUUCUCCGGCACGCUGGUGAACAGCAUAGGCUUCGAAUGGAUGCUGGUCAUCAUCGCCAUCUUGAACUUCGCGUAUGCUCCACUACUGUUGCUCCUAAGGUCACCGCCCGCCAGGGAUGAGAAGCAGAGCCUUAUUAUAAGCGACAAAUCAUCUGUGAGGUAUGUUAGUUAUCAAAACGAAGAAGAGGAGUGAAGAUAGUAAAAAUACCGCCAAAAAAGGAGCCCGCCAUCUUUUUUUUUAUUUUGGACAACGGAAAUGCCUGAUUAUGUAUAUGGGGUAUGCUUAGAGAAUAAGAAAUAAAAAAAAUACGUCUACCAACAUAUGUAUAUUUUGUCCGCUGUAUUAUCGCUAAUGGUGUAGAAAUAAAAUCAUAUUUAUGUAGAGACCAAAUAUAUUUAAACGUUUAUAUACUGUAGUGAUUGCCCAAAUAAUUAUAACUAUUUAUUUACUUGUACCUCCUAAAAUAUUUUGUGAACAUCUAUUUAUAUUUACAAUUGUGUAGUGCGCGUAUCCGACCAACUUUUCUAAAUUUUUUUGUCUUUAACUUAAGUUUUUAAAUCUAAAAUUUUGUAAAAACAAAUUGAUAAGUGUACUUUUUCUUAUUUAUUAUGCUUUUAAUAAAAUCUCCUUUUGAUCCAUAUCUCUUUUUAUAAUUCUUGUUUAUUUUUUUUUAUUAGUAAUAGUUUCAUACAUACCAUCACGCCUGUUUCCCAUUGGGGUAGGCAGAGACUAUGGAUUUCCACUUGCUUUGAUCCUUACAGACACUCAUUACUCUUUUCAUGCAUAUUCGACGAUUACGGAUUAAAUUAUAAUUGUAACACCUAUCUUAUAUAUCUUUCAUAUUGUUUAUUAUCGACGAUAACAUAUUAAUUGAAAUUAUAAACAAUUUAUAGGUACGCAAAUUGAAUCAAAACUUAACAGUAUAAUAAAUAAAUUGAAAAAGUUCACUUAUUCAAUUCAGAUUGCCACGUAGUCAGGGUUUAAAUCUUAUAUAUUUAAUAUACAAAACAUAUCCAAUAUGUUUCGAAUAAUAUAAAUUAUAAUCACCUAAUAUAUCAUUAUUCUAAACCUUAUACGCUGUAUUGCAUUGUCUUAUUAUACUUAUUUAAUUAGGAAAAUAUUAAAUGGUGUGUUUGAAAGACUGCUUGUAUUGCAUGAAUAUAAUUUUGCGAUGUGACUUUGACAAUAUGUUUUGUUUCUUUUUUUAUACAUAUAUAAUUUUUUUUUAGAUAUAACUUUUUUGGCCGUAGACAAUAAUAUGAACGUGUAAGUUGUGUAAUUUUUUUGAUGAAAUAUAAGUUUACAAUAAUUAGUUUAAGAAGUAUUUUUUAUUGAACCAGAAAUAUGCCUUCACGUUAUAUUUUUGACUAAGUACCUACUUAGUAAUUUAUUUGAAAUAUAACUUAAUAUAUUUGAUUUUAGUAUUAAAUAAAUAUAUAUAUUUCAAUGACGUUUCCUUUUGAAAGGAAUGCCGAAUUGAUGUCAAAACCCAAUAAUGAUAAGACAAUAAUUUUAUUAUCACACGUUAAUUGCGCACUUGUAAACUAAAAACAUUUAUAUUUACAUUGUAAAUUUACCACAAGUUCAGGAAAAAGGACCAAAGUUGUAGAAUUUUAUUUGAUGAUAUUUCAAUAAUUCAGAGCUUAUCUUAUUGCGUGUAAAUAUUUCAUUGUAAUUUCAUUAAAUGUACAAAUAAUAGUACAGUCUACAUUUAUUGACUUUUCAGAAUAUUGACAAUGUUUUUUGAAAUUUAAUGUUCAGUCAUUUAUUUUAAUAGGUAGUUACAUACUAAAGAAAUUAAAAUAUUUAUUUAUUAUAAAUAUAUUAAUAAUAAUUUAAGUUAAGUUCAAUAUAGAAAGAAUCAACAUUUUACAUUAUUUUAUCUGUUUAUUAUUAUAAAGGUGUUCUAGUGAGUAUAACAUUUUUUCUAGUUUUUAAUUAAAUACAUUUUUAAAAUGUCAUCAAAUAUGAAUGAUUAUAAUAGGUUUAGUUAGCACAUUAUUCUCAUCAAAAGCUUAGAUAAUCAAUAAUACUCAAUGUUUGGUAGAAACGUAGUAAGUAUGUUAUAUUACAAAAGUAUAUCCAACAGUUAGAUUUAUAAGCGUCAAGAUUAUUUGCAAUUUUUUGGAUUAUUACAAAUUAGUAAUUAAAUAUUUUUCUUUUUUAUUAACAUUGUUGUAUUAAAGAACAAAAUGAUUUGGUUUGAUACAUUAUUAUUUUAGUUAUUGUGUUCUGUUAUUGUCGUUAACAAAUAUUAUUUUUUUUUUUAAUUAAACAUUUUCUUUGUAUAGG